Molecule: messenger RNA, 1463 nt
Organism: Megalobrama amblycephala (Wuchang bream)
Lineage: Eukaryota; Metazoa; Chordata; Actinopteri; Cypriniformes; Xenocyprididae
Exons: 3
Coding region: 160-1110 (316 amino acids)
Source: RefSeq, a predicted model, not a curated record
AACGUACUGACAAUGUCCUCUUUUAAGUAUAAGCCCAAGCAAGCUUUAGGUUUCAGGGUCCCCGACUUGAUCUCCAACUGGAACACCUGACAGCUGUUUUUCUCAUCUGCUUUCCAAGAGCCAAACAAGGCCAUUGAUCAUCAAACGACUAAACUGAGAAUGUUCAAAAGGAUGUGUACAAAAACUGCAUCCAUGAAUACACAAACGACUGUAGCUGUUGAGACCGCUGGCCUCUCACCCAAUUCAACAAGUGACGGAGAUGACGGGUCUCUCAACUGCAGCGUGACCAAUGAAGGAUUUGUCGUUCCUUGCAUGAACUCCUCUGAUGUCCAAGCUUGCUUUGAAAUGUUUGAUUCACAACCUGGUCCACUUUUGUUCACAAAUGGAGAGAUUGUCAGACUGGCUGAGAUCACAAACCGGAGACCAUUCCAGUUAAGAAGAGAGGCAGUAUGCUGGAUCAAGCUAAAACGAGGAAACACAAUCAAGUCCUGCUAUGGUGUCUACUUAGGGAAUGAUUACAUCUUGACUGCCCUUCAUACAUUUAAGUAUGCUUGUCUAUAUGACGUUUAUGUUUUCUUCCCCACCACAGACUUUGUUCUGGUUUAUGAGGCAGAACUUCCCAAAGAGCAUCAUAAGUUUCAUGACAGAGACCAGUGCCUUGUUCAGUUACUCGGGCAAACAGAUGUUUUAGGCAAAGGUUUAGAUGACCGCAUUUGUGCGCCCCGUAAGAACGAGGAUUUAUAUUUCUACACAAUUGAUAGCCAGGGGAAUCUCCAAAUGCAUAAAUGCAAAGAUGUCACUCAUUCUUCUACCAUGAGUGAGAAAAGCCAAAGAAAUGAGUUUGUGAUGUCCACGGCAGGUCAGCCGGGUGAAAGUGGCAAUCCCGUUUUCAGUUUGAGAUCCAAAAAAUGUGUUGGAAUAUACAGAGGUAUCACAAAAUCUAAGAAAGGAUGUGCAUCAAAAAUAGAUUACAAACAGCUGAUAGAAUAUACAACAUCUGGAAGAACACAUCUGUGCUGUUUGAACUUGCUCUACAGGAUCUUGUCCAAUCUGAAGACUGGAUAUUUCUAUUGGCUGGUUGUGAGCAAUCAGACCUCUGCUGAUGAGUGAAGAAUAAGCUAAAUCUCUGCAAUCUGUGAGUGGAAGGUGGGAGAGCCCUUUCCAUGGGGACUGGAAUUAUUAGUUUCCGACAUGAUGGGGUGAAGAGACAAUUGUAACCUGUCACAGAAGCAUGUGUCAGCACUCUCACCUUCUGUAGCGGCCUCACUCAGACCAGGCGAGGAGCGUUGGCCAUUUACAUAACAUUUUCUUCAAUCGACUACAUCUCUGACUCCUGGUCUUCAUUCAUUACUGGAUCUUAACUGUAAAUCCCCUACAAAGUUUUUAUGUGUAUAAAAUUAUGUGUGAAUAUUCCCAAACAUUUUGACAUUCUCUGUAUUGUAUAGAUGAUUUUUUAUUUAUUA